AGAUCACUGAGCCGCUACAGUCGUUAUGGAUUCAAGGAAAAGACGCAGCCCCGGCGAUGAAGCUGAACAGGAGGGACAGCGGCCCGGCUGCAAGCAGAUUCGGGUGAAUGGCAAAAGACACGUAGCUGCGUUGAUUCUGGCGAGGGGAGGAAGUAAAGGGAUCCCUCUAAAAAACAUCAAAAUGUUAGCCGGAGUCCCGCUCAUUGGAUGGGUGCUGAGGGCUGCUCUGGACUCCGACAUGUUUGACAGCGUGUGGGUAUCAACGGACCAUGAUGAGAUCGAGAAGGUGGCCAAAUCCUGGGGUGCCCGGGUGCAUCGCAGAAGUCCUGAAUUCUCCAGAGAUGCUUCCACAUCAUUGGAAGCUAUUCAAGAGUUUGCCAGGCUCAAUCCGCACGUGGAUGUGAUAUGUAACAUUCAGGCUACGUCUCCAUGUCUCCAUCCAAAGCAUGUGAAGGAGGCCCUACAGAUGAUCCUGCAGCAGGGCUAUGAUUCAGUCUUCUCGGUGGUCAGGAGACACCAUUUCCGUUGGAAGGAGGUCAAAAAAGGAUGUAAGUCAACACAUAAGACUGUUGUUACAGUGCACUGAAAAUAGUCCAGGAUCUAGUCACCCUUUUUCUUUACAUUUACCCCACAUCCCCCUCUACAGAGUGGUAAGGUAGCCUACUAUGAGAUGCCGCCAGAACACAGUGUGGACAUUGACGUGGACAUCGACUGGCCUGUGGCAGAACGGAGGGUUCUCAGGUAUGGUUACUUUGGUCGGGUCAAACCUGAGGUGGUUAAGCUGAUGUUCUGCUGUGUUUCUGGAUGUUUAACGGAUGGAAGGAUCUACCUGUCUGCAUCUGGAGAGGAGAUGGUGUCUGUCAACACUAAAGAUACCAUGGGCAUCCGUAUGCUGCAAAGAGAAGAUGUAGAGGUAGUGCUCUUGACUUCCAGCGAGGACCCUGUGGCCAAGACGGCGUCUGACAAUCUGAAAAAGAGGAUGGGCUGUGAGGUGGUACUGGUGGGCCAGGAGCCGCUGAGUGACUUGAAGUCGAUGGUGAAGCAGAGGAAUUUGGAAUGGAAGGACGUGGCAUACAUGGGUAAUGAUAAAGCCGACAUCAACUGUCUGAACCAGGCAGGUCUGAGUGCAAUACCUGGAGAUGCUCCUGUGGUAGCCAUUAAUGCUGCAAAAUACACCUGCCACAGUGUUGGAGGAAAGGGAGCUGUUAGGGAGUUUGCAGAGCACAUUCUCCUGCAGAAAGAAAAGGCGAGGUCUCAGAUGGAGCAGGAUCGCAUUGACCGCAGCAGCUCCUAGAUACAUUAAACACGACUUGGAAAUUUUCAAAAUUUGGCACAUUUCAUGGACAAUUACUAGAAAUGACUGUCAGUGGGUUCAGGUUUUAAUAAUUAUAGAAGUGAUUGUAUAUCUAAAUAAAGUUCAUCUCACAUCCCUCCAUGCUUCUUGUACAAAGAAUUCUCCAUCUGUUCUCCUGCUAAGAUCCAACCAGAUCCAUUUGUACAGAAAUCAUGGAAGGAUGUAAGAUGAACUUAAUUUUGAUAUUUCAAUUCAAUAAAUAUUAAACAUUCUUAAAAGAUCUGCAAACUUUUCCUCUGAGAGAUUGAUGGUCUGCUUUUUAGAUGAAUAACGGGUGUGGCUUCAUAUAAUAACCUGGAUUUGCACUUUACUCGGCCAGUGAAGUCAUAAACUAAAUGCACUCUGUUUGAUAAGGCAUUACUUGUAUGUAACACUUAUUCUCCAUUUCCUCA
This is a messenger RNA of Monopterus albus (swamp eel), 1746 nucleotides long. Its product is annotated as N-acylneuraminate cytidylyltransferase-like. The transcript is spliced from 7 exons. The record is from RefSeq and is a predicted model, not a curated record. NCBI's taxonomy places the organism in Eukaryota, Metazoa, Chordata, Actinopteri, Synbranchiformes, Synbranchidae. Gene Ontology annotation, molecular function: N-acylneuraminate cytidylyltransferase activity.